UGGUAGGCGAGUGGAGAAAGCUGAACCCAGCACUUUUUGCUUAGAGAAAGGUCAUCUGGGCUCGUUUUCAGGCUUAUGUUGGGUAAGAGCAAGGCCAAAUUUUCUUACUAAGAAGUAUGUGGAUUUCGUUCAGCCUCAGGCUUUUUCUGUGGAGACGUUGUUUGUCGAGACGCCUGCAUGGUUGGGUCAUUUCAUUUCAUGUCCACUGUCUCGUUGUACUCACAGCUCUAACCGAUGUGAAUGACUGAUACUCUCAUGAUAGAAUAGAUAAGAACGUAUGAACGUCAGCCACUUUACACAUCUGAUUCAAAAUAAUUGCGCUCGACGGCCAAUAUGACAACUAUCACGAUUGAAGAGGGCGGAAAGGAGUUUGCGGGCCCUGCUGGCCGAACUCUUUCGAAGUGCUUCAACGACGAUCCUGUGAUUCGUUUCAUUGUGCAUACUCUGCCUGAACCCCGGCGUCUGGCCUAUCUCCCCAAACUCUUCGAUACAUUUGCACAUGCUGGCGCAAUCAAUGGUGCAACGUUCUACUCUGCCAACUCGUGGCAGUCUGCUGUGAUCCUGAUGCCUCCGGGGUCCUCCCUUGACGGACCGCUUACAGUCAUCAGAGCCGGUUUUCUAAGUGUUCUUUGGCAUGCAGGACUCGAUGGUGCGAAGCGUAUGCUUUGGGAAUAUACGCCUAUCCUGGACGCAGUGAAAGCGAGAGCUCUGGGCAAGGAGGAUUAUUUCUAUGUCUUUUUUGUGGGGACUCUGGAGGAGCAUCGAGGGAAAGGUCUGGCGGCAGCACAGAUGAGGAGAGUACAGACCGUGGCUCGCGAGGCCGGAAAGCCUGUUUGGCUAGAGGCUACGACAAAGAAGAGCUGCAUGUUAUAUAGGAAGCUUGGCUGGCAGGUGACAGAGGAGGUGAUCCUGGGCAAGAACGUGGUCGACACGCAAGGCUUUCAGAAAGAUGGAGGAGAGGGUGUAAAGAUCUGGGGGAUGUUGUGGAAGCCUAAAAAGUGAGCAGCACACAUGUCUCUGUUCGUCUGGGUUGCCCUUUGGCAUCUAUGUAUGUGGAUGAAUUUCCUUAGCUCGUCGUCCUCAGUUCUCUAAGUCCUCCCUUUACGGGCACUGUUCCUCACAUGUGCUUGGCGUCCCUAAACACAACUACUCACACUAGAGCUCGGGAACAUUUUAGGAACAACGUGAACGAAC
This is a messenger RNA of Pseudovirgaria hyperparasitica, 1194 nucleotides long. RefSeq lists its product as uncharacterized. The record is from RefSeq and is a predicted model, not a curated record. Bases 334 to 1002 code for a protein of 222 amino acids. Gene Ontology annotation, molecular function: acyltransferase activity, transferring groups other than amino-acyl groups. Lineage: Eukaryota; Fungi; Ascomycota; Dothideomycetes; Acrospermales; Acrospermaceae. The transcript has 2 exons.